Molecule: messenger RNA, 2970 nt
Organism: Petromyzon marinus (sea lamprey)
Lineage: Eukaryota; Metazoa; Chordata; Hyperoartia; Petromyzontiformes; Petromyzontidae
Product: melanocortin receptor 5-like
Biological process (GO): G protein-coupled receptor signaling pathway
Cellular component (GO): membrane
Molecular function (GO): melanocortin receptor activity
Source: RefSeq, a predicted model, not a curated record
GCUAUUGGACGCAUCUGUGUUAUAUAACGGGGCUGAUGAGCUCCGAGUGCUUUGGGCCGGAGGGAGCGACGUGACACCCGUGUUAUGCGGGGACUCGUGUGGGCUCUCCUACUUCCUCCAACCCUCCCGCAUUCCCCUCGCCACCUCUGUCCGUCUCUCCGAAUCCUCGCUCCGUCGCUGGGUGGGGAUUCAGGGACGCCAGCGAGAGGCUUCUUCAAGACCUGUGAACUCACCACCACCACCAACGAGAAAAGCAACCCACACAACAACAAUCAACAACAACAUUCUCAAGUUCCAGCGUAGAACAAGCCUCCAACCCUCAUAACCGCGAGCAACAACUACCACAACACCAACUAUCACCUUCUAUUCUGUGGGUCUUCGUUAAAGCCACGUAGAUCAUCGUCAACAACAGCAUUCUUCAUUUCUAUCCUCGAACAAGCCUCCAUCAAACCACCACCACCAUAACAAAUACCUCAUUCACACCACCACCAUCACCAACAACAACCAAACAACGACCACACAAUUCUGCAAUUCCCAGCGUGGAGAAGGCGUCCACCCACCCACCGCACCACCACCACAAUCACUACCAACAACCAAACAACGACCACACAAUUCUGCAAUUCCCAGCGUGGAGAAGGCGUCCACCCACCCACCCACCGCACCACCAUGAAUCUCUCGGAGGCGCUCUUCCCGAACCCGUUUGUCGGGUCCCCGGGUCCAGACGGCAACGGGACCGCGGUGGCCUCCGCGAACCGCACCCGCUUCAGCCCGUGCCACAACUUCUCCAUCCCCAACGAGGUGUUCCUCACGCUCGGCAUCGUGAGCCUCGUCGAGAACGCGCUCGUCAUCGCAGCCAUCGCGCGCAACCGCAACAUGCACUCGCCCAUGUACUGCUUCAUCUGCAGCCUGGCCGUGGCCGACCUCCUCGUGUGCCUCUCCAACGCGUGGGAGACAAUCGCCAUUGCGCUCGUGCACGGCCGCCACGUGCACAUCCCCGCGCCCAUCCUGCAGCACGUGGACAACGUCUUCGACUCGUUCAUCUGCAUCUCGGUGGUGGCCUCCAUGUGCAACCUGCUCGCCAUCGCCGUCGACCGCUACGUGACCAUCUUCUACGCGCUGCAGUACCACUCGAUCGUGACCAUGCGCCGCGCCGCGGUGGUAAUCGCGUGCGUGUGGGCGGCGUGCGUCGUGAGCGGCACGCUCUUCAUCACCUACUGGGACCACAGGGCGGUCAUCGUGUGUCUCAUCGCGCUCUUCGUCACCAUGCUCGUGCUCAUGGCGUCGCUCUACGCUCACAUGUUCGCGCUGGCGCGCUCGCACGCCCGGCGCAUCUCAGCCCAGCCGCGGAGCUCCCGGCAAGGCCAACAGCACGGCGCCGCCAGCCUCAAAGGCGCCGUGACGCUCAGCAUCCUGCUCGGAGUGUUCGUCUUCUGCUGGGCGCCCUUCUUCCUGCACCUCACCUUCAUCAUCAGCUGUCCCGCCAACCCCUACUGCUGCGCGUACAUCGCCUACUUCCCGCUCUACCUGCUGCUCAUCAUGAUCAACUCCGUCAUCGACCCGCUCAUCUACGCCUUCCGAAGUCCCGAGUUGAGAGUCAUCAUCCGCGACACGCUGCGCAAAUGCGGCCGUGGCCGCGGCGCCAAUGGCACCAGGAGCUCCAGCUGCUGCGUCCAGGUCCGCUGAUGGCGCGACCCGGGCGCGAACCCCACAUUCUGGUCCCCCUACGGGAUGUAAGCUGAGUGGACUUACCCUGGGCAUGGCAGUGGUGUUGGCGGCGGCGACGGCGCGACCUCCGCGAGCCAGCGCCGUGGAGCCAAGGGGUUGGUGGAUCACAUGUAGAGAUUUGGGCUCCGAGGUGGACGGCAGAUGGCAGUACAGCAUGUGUGGUUCGUGAACCCGUUUGUGCGGACCUUUGGGUGUUAGACCCUCACAUGCGAGGUGGGGUUUCUUGGGGUGCUCCGGUUUAUUCCUACGUGAAGCAAACUCACACCUUUAUUUACAAAUUGGUCAAAAAUCUCAAUGUAGCAGGGCCCUCUUUCAAGCAUACUGAGCAUCGGCGAGGCUUUCUUCGAUAAAUGUCGUAGUUAUUGUGCGUAGAACCGGCUCAUGCACGUGGAAACAGAUCGGGGCUGGGAGGCAAUUCCGAUCUCCUUCCCUAUCCCUUCAAGUUUGGGACACGAGAUCAAAGAAGAUCGUCAUUCCUCAAUCAUGGGCCUCCGUUGCUAAUGGCCCCAACCACUUUCGAGUUCCACGCGCCUGGUCCAGUCAUCGCCAUCCUCUGCAACCCCCCCCCCCAUUUACAGGGUAUGAUAAUCAUCAUAAAUCAUUUUAAAUCCCGACAUAUGAAUGUAUUAUAAGGUAAAACGCCCCCAACGCGUUCUAUAACAUUGUUAGGCAGAGGUGGGGAAAUUCCACGGUCUUUUGGCGAGGCCAAGUCUGUCCGUGUUAACGUUACAAUGAUAAGACGUGUUAUAGCAUCUACACAUGUAAAUUCGUUCACCGGGUGCAGGUGAACAGACCUCGUGUCGUGUUGCAUGCAAAGUCCAUGUUUUUGAAAGGAUGCUCGUGUUUUGCUGUUUAUACAAAUUAUGUUUACAAAGCGUCGCGCAACAUCACGAUGUGAAUACAUUGCUGGACAAAGGCCUCCCUGUGCCGUGUCACUCUUGGCGAGUAUUUGACCAUACUUCAUCAACGCUGGCCAGUGCGGGUAAGCGACGAAUGCAGGUGGCCCAGGAGGGGAUCUGAAAUCAAUCGCACACUGAUUUUGACCCUCGGGAGGUAUAGACUUUAAGUGGCAGUUUUCAUAACGCAGUGCGCGGCUGACACAGGACAUGACAUACAUUGUAUUGAGUCUGAAAAUGGUAACGAAUAUAAUUCGCAUAAAAAAUAAACGAGAUACGGAUCAAAUUUUUUUUAAGCUUUCGUGACUGCAGGGAUUCAUAUUCUUGGUUCUUUCGGUAAAGUCACGUA